AUGGCGAUUCUCGACGCCGUCAUUCCUCACCUCGUGCACCUCGUUGCUCGCGCCGCCGACGGCGACACCAACGACGACAGCGGACCCGGCAACAAGAGUCCGGAGCAAUUCGCGAGCCAGGGCCGAUACAACUAUGCGCCAUCCUUCGCCGCGGCGGUGAUCUUUCUGAUCCUUUUCAGCGCCGUCCUGGCGGCGAAUGUGGUGCAGUUCAUCUGGCACCGAGCCUGGUUCUGGUGGGUGAUGAUAUUCGCGGUAUCAUUGGAAUUUGUCGGCUACCUGACGCGAGCCAUGUCGAUCAAGGACCUCGACAGCCGGGGCCUGUUCAUCAUCCAGACGGUCGUCAUCCUCGUGGCGCCGGCCGUCAUGGCCGCGGCGUGCUACAUGGCGUUCGGCCGGAUCGUGCUGUGGGUGGUGCCGCCGCGGUUCCAGACGGCGCGCCACCUCUGGGUGCCGGCGCGGCGCAUCACGCCCGUCUUCGUCGGGUCGGAUGUCUUCAGCUUCUUCGUCCAGGUGAUCGGGGGCGCGAUGGUCGCGGCGGCCAACACCGCGGCCAGCGCGAACCGGGGCAAGAACAUCGUCAUGGUCGGCCUGGCGCUGCAACUCGCGGCGUUUGGAUUCUUCGUCGUCGCGAGUCUGCGGCUCAACGUGCUCCUGCGCCGCGGCAUGCGCGACGUGGCCCUGCCCAAGGAGCGCAACUGGGAGCUGUUCCUGACCGCCAUCAACGUGGCCAACGUGUUGAUCCUGAUUCGGACGAUUUUGCGCUUCGUCGAGUUCGCCAUGGGCACCACCAACUACCUCAUCGACCACGAGUGGUUCUUCUACGCCUUUGAUUCCGCGCUCAUGCUCCUGGUCGCCGUGCUGUUCGUCGUCAUCCACCCGGGCCAUUACUUGCCGUAUCUGGGCAUUCGGCGGCGCGAGCAGCAGUUUUCACGCAACGCCGACGCGGGCCCGUUUGCCAAUCUUGCAAAGGGCCGCAUGAACGUGCAAUUGACGUGA
Molecule: messenger RNA, 996 nt
Organism: Cladophialophora carrionii CBS 160.54
Lineage: Eukaryota; Fungi; Ascomycota; Eurotiomycetes; Chaetothyriales; Herpotrichiellaceae
Exons: 2
Coding region: 1-996 (331 amino acids)
Cellular component (GO): membrane
Source: RefSeq, a predicted model, not a curated record